UGACUAUUCAAAGUUGAGCAAGCCGCUCAACGCAGGGUAGGCCAGAGUCGUCCCGUCGCAGCCACCCUAGACCAGGGCUGGGGGACCAGGCCGCCUGAUCCACGUGCGGCCGGCUCCCUAGCGUCAGGGGAAACCGAGCCUCAUCAACCCAUCGCCAUUACUCGUGCUCUCUAAAGGCCGAUCCUUCGAUCCCAUCCCAAGCUGCCCGAAGCGUUCGCCGUGGAUGUCAAUCUGUGACGGCAGUUGACUACGACAUCCAUCGUUGCCGAGACCUGCUUCGCGAAACACCACGGAUUGACAUCACCGUCGCCAGCUGGCCAACGGACCAACGACAACGCGAGCGCACAACGACGUGCACCCUCACCUCCGGAGCAGCAGCACCAGCGGGCAGCCACGGCCACCACACCGAAGUGUCUGUCAAACCGUCAUGGGCUCUUCGGAUAUCCCUCCGCCGUCGGCCCCGGCGUGGCUCGUCCCAGCAUCGACGGCGCUGCUCGGCUCAGGCGUCGUCUGCUGGCUGGCCUGCUAUGUCCUCAUGACACGCCGCUCGCUGGCCACAAACGCGACGCCCAUCCCCCUCAUCCCACUCGGCAUCAACCUCGCGUGGGAGGUCGUUUACGCUCUCUACGUGACUGAGGCGCCCCUCGAGCUGGCCGGCUUCGGCCUAUGGUUGGCGUUCGACGUGCCCGUGCUCUACGCCACGCUGAAGACGGCGCCCCGAUCUUUCGCGGCCGCCCCGCUGGUGGCUCGCAAUGCCGGCAAGCUGCUCGCCGUCGUCUUCGUCUUCGGGCUCGCCAGCAACGCGCUCUUCGCCUGGUGGUGGCUCGCCGAGCCGCACCGCGGCCACGGGCUCAAGUGGGGCAAGUUUUGGAACGGCCUCGAUGCUCGUGACACGACGGAGCUCGCCUGGUGGUCUGCGGGCGUGGCGCAGCUGGCCAUGAGUGUCGGCGCGCUGGCGAUGCUGGUUCAGCGAGGUCACUCUGGUGGUCAGAGUUAUGCAAUCUGGCUGUGUCGAUUCGCCGGGACGCAGUUGGGCCUCCCCGGGCCGUGCGUCCUGCUCUGGUGGUACUGGCCUGAGGCCCACGGCUUCGUCUUGCACCCGCUCUCCAUCAUCAUUGUGGGCACGUCCGUCGCCUGCGAUGUGGCGUACCCCUUCGUCCUCGCGCACGUACGCAAGACGGAGAGGCUGUUGCCUGACGGGACCGUCGUCGCCGGGGACGUUGCGAGGGAUGGCAGCCACGAGGCUCGCCACAGGAAGCGAGAUUGAGAAAGCCUUCCUGCGACGAACCCCGUUUCCUCCGGAGAAUAUCGACAAGUGUGUCAAUGUCGAUAUUGUUCCCAUCCCCAUUUCAGCUCAGCCCUGGCCGGGGAAAAGCGCACCCCCCCUCUCUUGGACAGUGCGUCGUCCACGACAUGAACCCACCUCACUCACACCCCCUCCCCUUUCGAAAGUCUCCUUCUGCUCAGCCCGUCGUUCUCGUUGGCCCAUGUCUAGCAAAAAGCUCAUGGAAUUCGACAUUGCGAUUCGAUCUCAAGCGCCAUACCACGACGAUUGAGAUCGCGUUGGACCUCCGUCUGUCAAUCAACCUGAGAGCCCGCAGGGGCGCACGCGCAGCAACCUGCAGCCUUUCCACGUGUGCGACGUCCAAUCGCCCAUCGAGAUGGACAAGAGUCCUGUCGCACUGAGACAGGGCCGGCGGGUAUGUGGACGAGGCGGCCCUCCCCUGGAUGGAGUCGCUUUUGCCUGCAAAGCACCAGACCCGUCCGCCCCCAACAACCCAAGAGUGGCGCGUGGCCUGUCGGGACCGAGCCGGGCAGCGGCGGGCACGCAAGGCCAGAGGAUUUAUGCCAUAUUUCUUUCGUUCCGUUGCGGGUCGAUGGACGUUGCUAGCCAGCCUGCAUGAUGCUUUACCUCGUGCCACUUCUAAUACUACAUACUUUACUUCGUAACGCGUUAGGGAGG
Messenger RNA from Purpureocillium takamizusanense, 1963 nucleotides. RefSeq lists its product as uncharacterized. The coding region runs from base 428 to 1267 and encodes 279 amino acids. NCBI's taxonomy places the organism in Eukaryota, Fungi, Ascomycota, Sordariomycetes, Hypocreales, Ophiocordycipitaceae. Gene Ontology annotation, molecular function: lyase activity. The transcript is spliced from 2 exons. The record is from RefSeq and is a predicted model, not a curated record.